GUCUUCACUUUAAGAAACUAUAUUUACUGUUUUUCUCUAUUUUGUUGAAGGUGAGGUCACUUCUUUCUCUCCGUCUUCCUCUCUCUCUCUCUCUCUCUCUCUCUCUUUCUCUCUUAAACCUUUUUCCACCUCUAUAAACAUCCUUGAUAUUUUCAUUCUUCAUCCCCCUCCUCUCAUCAACAUACACUCUGUACUCUCUCGAACAAUCUCCCCUUCUAUUCCUAUCAGAUAAAACCGUUAAAACAAAGCAAGUGUUCAGGCCAUGCAGCCGACUGAGCUUGCGGAACUCAGGUACUUAGCACCUGCAAAUCCAUCUCCUUAUCCUCCUCACACUGAUAACUUGAGCUCCAACAUACAACACAUCCAGUACUCAAACAUAUUCUUAGGUCAAUUACCACCCCAUUCUCAUAUACCUGCUCCGUUUCACGAAUUAACGCAACAAUUCUCAUGUCUCAGCAGUAAUUCAACUUCUGAUGAAGCAGAUGAUAACCAACAACAGAGUGUUGUAGAUGAGAGGAGACGGAGGAGAAUGAUAUCAAAUAGAGAAUCAGCUCGUCGGUCAAGAAUGCGUAAGCAGAAACACCUUGAUGAACUCUGGUCACAUGUUCGUAGGCUUCAAUAUGAGAAUCGUCAGCUCAUUGAUAAGCUGAACAAUUUUUCUGAUACCCAUGACCGAGUUCUUCAAGAGAAUACUCGACUCAAAGAGGAAUCUUCUGAACUUCGCCAAAUGCUAAGUAGCUUGCAACUUGAUCAUCAAUAUGAUGCUUUGAGAGCUCUAGAAGAAGUACCAUGCAGUACUCACCUUAUAGACGAAUCGUCAAAUCAAUCAAUCUCUAGUUCUAUCGAUUUGCUUCAUUAGAAUAAGAAUCGUGUUUCUUUUCUUUCUCGUUCUUUUUGUUUCUCUUUCACCAUUUUAUGUGUACCUUGUUCCUUGUCGUAAGUCUUAAAUCAGUUGAGCUGUAUGAGUUUAUAAAGGAAACAGCAAAAUAACAGCUUUUUGACCA
Molecule: messenger RNA, 1004 nt
Organism: Papaver somniferum (opium poppy)
Lineage: Eukaryota; Viridiplantae; Streptophyta; Magnoliopsida; Ranunculales; Papaveraceae
Product: basic leucine zipper 43-like
Exons: 1
Coding region: 263-859 (198 amino acids)
Biological process (GO): regulation of DNA-templated transcription
Molecular function (GO): DNA-binding transcription factor activity
Source: RefSeq, a predicted model, not a curated record